Alternaria atra is the source of this 1383-nucleotide messenger RNA. RefSeq lists its product as uncharacterized. NCBI's taxonomy places the organism in Eukaryota, Fungi, Ascomycota, Dothideomycetes, Pleosporales, Pleosporaceae. The coding region runs from base 1 to 1383 and encodes 460 amino acids. The record is from RefSeq and is a predicted model, not a curated record. The transcript is spliced from 4 exons.
AUGGCGGAGGGAUCGAUAGCACAUCAAGGAACUGCGAGCGCCGACGGACUUCAGCCUGGUCACGACAUCUUUCGCACACCACAUAACGACUUGUUUUAUGCUACAAAGCUUCACUCAGAGCUAGACCCCACUCAACAUCAGAUACGUCUUGUCAAACUCUGGCCUGGUACUGAAGACGAUGUCAUCGAAUGCACGUUGCUCCCAGGCGUACCUUUGGUCGACAAGAAAGGGCAAUACACGGCUCCAUCGUAUUGCGCAGGCUCCGCAAAGAACACCGAAUCUAUUAUCCUCAACGGCAAGCCAUUCAACGUAUUCGCAAAUCUGGCACAUGCUCUGAGAGAAGUGCGCAACUUCUGGGCGAGCACACACGGCGAUAGAGAAUGCAUAUUGUGGAUCGAUCAAAUCUCAAUCAACCAGAGCGACAUCAAAGAGAGAUCACACCAGGUACGAUUUAUGCGAGAGAUCUAUCAGUAUGCGGAACAAGUCCUUGUUUGUCUGUCGACUGAAAAGGUCGAUCCGAGAGGAAUGAACUGGCUUGUUGAGCUAGCUAGGGACGCUUCCUUUUGUCAUCUUGUAACGAAAUCGGAAGUGUAUGACGACAUACCGGACAAUCAAGAAUGUGCCGAAUUCACAAAAGAAGACAUCCGGAUGCUUCUCAACAGACAUGUCUACGCCAAAGCAGGAGAUGAAGAGUUUUUCGAAGGUUGGCUUGCUUUCUACAAGGUCAUUGAAGCACCGUGGUUCACUAGAGCUGGGACAUUUGCAUCCUGGAGGCUCCUUUAUCCACUGUGGACGAUCGUCUGCUCAUGGGAAUAUUACAACCAUCCUAUUAAGUAUGCUAUCAUGACAGACAUACAGGAGCACGCAAGGUCGGACAGCAUGAAGGUAAGUACUCCUUCCGCCGAGAACAUGCGCAUGAACUUGAACAUGGUACCUGACUCGGUCUUCGCUGAGCUGUACGAACAACAACUCGAUAGAUACCAUAGUUCAGAGGGCCAUAUUCAUCAAGGAUUUGCGCCAGCUGCAGGCUUCGCAGGUGAUGAGCUGAUCGCGCCUUCGGGCGGAUACGUCGAAGAGGCAGAUUGGAAUGCGGAUGUUGACGACGACGAGUCCUUGUUACCGAAAUCUCCAUGUCCCUCCCUGGUUCCCUUGUCGGAGGUCAACGUCCUUAUCACAGCCAUGGAUAACGACGCCAACCACCUGGAUCCGUGGCCGCCGCUCUCUGAGUGGCUUGCACUACUCCACGUCAGUGUGCAAGGUCCCGCUACGCGCAUGCGCUCGAAGAUCAAAAGCGUAUUGUUGAAGAAGCUAGACGCGAUGGCCAAGAUGGAGAUGGCAGAGAACAAAGCGGCUAUCAUAGAGCUGCUUGGGAUUAGAUGCUGA